UGGCGCUUGCGUAAUGCAUUGUUUAGUAGAAUGCUAAUGAAUGUCUAAAUUCUACAAUAAUUUUUAGGAAUAUAACAUUUAUUAGGCCACUUUCGGAACUUGAAAAAUAUAAAAUGGCUGAUCAGCAACAGUUUUUCUUAAAAUGGAACGAUUUUCAAAGUAAUAUGGUAUCAUCCUUCCGACAUCUAAGAGAUGAGAAAAGUUUCACCGAUGUAACCUUAGCUUGCGAGGGUCAAACAUGCAAGGCACAUAAGAUGGUUUUAUCAGCUUGUAGUCCAUAUUUUAAAAGUUUAUUGGAGGAAAAUCCUUCAAAACACCCAAUAAUAAUCCUAAAAGAUGUUGCCUAUAGCCAUCUGCAAGCCAUUUUAGAAUUCAUGUAUGCUGGUGAGGUAAACGUGAGCCAGGAACAACUACCCGCAUUCCUCAAAACGGCAGAUAGACUUAAAGUGAAAGGAUUAGCCGAAGCGCCACAGGCUAUUAAACGUGAAUAAUAUGUCUUAUUUUUUCUUAAGUAAUUUUGGUCAAAGUUUUCUGUAGACACAUUUUUUAUGUAAAUAUAAGUAAUAACAGACCGUAUAUGUAUGUGCGAGGGUGCAUUAAUUAAUUUGCAUAUAAUUAUUUAAUAAAAUAUGUCAAAACUGUGAUGGAAAUAUUUUUUAUAUUGCUGUGUGCUACUACAGUGGAAUUUUAAAAUUCCAAAUUAAGUUGUGCAUAUACUAGAACUUUAAUUUACGAUUUUCCUUGCAAUAUUUGAAACUUUGUUAAUAUUGUUUUAUAUUUGGCAUUAUAAUUCAAAUAAAGCAAGUUUAUGAUCAUAUUAUGUACAUUAACUCAAAGAAAAACUAUUAAUAGGAACAAUAGUAUUCACCAGUAAUGUAGAGCACAGAAAAGUUUUUGCAAAUUGUGAAGUUUGGCAGCAUUUAUAUUCUGUUUAAAAAAAGAAAUAGUAGCAAUAGAUGCACAUUGUAGUUGUUGUUUAUAUUAAAGGAAUAACUAAUAAUACUUUACUUUUAAGGUCAUGUGUUUGGGAUGUUGGUUUCAGGUAUUGGCAAUCGCCUGCAAAAAAUUAAAAAUUUUGAGUGCUCACGGAACUGUAAAAAAAUGUAUAUUGUAUAAAAAUAAGAUUUUAAUGUGAUUCAUAGUUAGUAAAACAGAUUUUAGUUUUUUCAAGUCCCUUUUUUCGAAGUCUUUUCGUUUAUCAGUUUUAUAUAUUAAAAGAAAAUUGUAUCUACAGAAAACUGAUCUGUUUGUUGGUGAAAAUGAACAUAAAAAUAUAACUAAGUAUACUAUUUUUUUUCUUUUUGAAUAAAAAUUCAGUGAGUCUACAUGUAUACAGG
Molecule: messenger RNA, 1337 nt
Organism: Anoplophora glabripennis (Asian longhorned beetle)
Lineage: Eukaryota; Metazoa; Arthropoda; Insecta; Coleoptera; Cerambycidae
Product: longitudinals lacking protein-like
Exons: 3
Coding region: 114-491 (125 amino acids)
Biological process (GO): regulation of transcription by RNA polymerase II
Cellular component (GO): nucleus
Molecular function (GO): protein binding
Source: RefSeq, a predicted model, not a curated record